Molecule: messenger RNA, 4519 nt
Organism: Electrophorus electricus (electric eel)
Lineage: Eukaryota; Metazoa; Chordata; Actinopteri; Gymnotiformes; Gymnotidae
Source: RefSeq, a predicted model, not a curated record
UAAUGUUGCGGAGUAAGAAGGUAAUUGAUUAUGAAAUCAAAAUUCACGGUUCAUUCUCCAAAUUUGAAUGAAGAUCAGUUAUAAUCAAAAUAUGAAAAUAUGACGAACCAAAUGGCCGUUUUUAAGUUCAAUUCAAUACGUACUGUAACCGACAGCGGGAUGAAUCUUGCUGAUUGCGAUUUUUCACUUAUUCAAGUUUUACCACUAGGAGGCGAUAUUGCAAAUAGCGCUAACGUGAGUCUGGAGCGGUAUCGGGGGAGGGGGACCCCCGUAUCGGGCAAAGUUUGAAGGCGUUCUACUACACUAUCACCACUGCGUGCUGCAUUUGGAUCGAAUUGGUUGCCUGUGUGCAGUCCUAGAAGGGAGCUUGCUCUCUGAGAUUUUUGAUUGGCGGAGGAGUCAAAAACUAUAGUCAGGAAACAGCUCGGAUUUCAGGGGGGAGUGACAUUUCUUGAGAAGGUUGGAGGGAGAGAGAGAGUGGGAACGUAAGAAGUAGACGAAGAAAAAAAAAUCCGUAAACCUGACAAAGCGUCUGAGAAUAGAACCAGGAUCCUCGGAGACUUUCAGAUGUGAGGAGCGCUCGAUUUCAAUGGAUAAAUCUAGCUAUGUAUCCACGAGAUGUCGUCACGUCCGAAGCACACAUUCAGUAGUUGUUAGAAUACUUAAUCUAUUUUUAUUUUAGAAGAAGGACGAGCAGCCGGACAGUCGGAGAUUUUGAAGGCUGCUGUGAGCCAGUAACAACUUGGUGGGGACGACAAAAGUUUCGGGGACGCAAGUUUUUCAAAACGCUUUGAACGGAUUUACAAAACACUGCGGGAUUUUAUCAGUAUUCCACUCUUAAAACUAUGCUCCCUGAAAAAGGAUCCGCGACAGUUUUGCUGUGAUUCUGUCUUUGUGUUGCGUGUAUUGUGGAAUAGUGAAGAAUCGCAACUUUGCAUUUUAUUUGCAACGGGUUGAAAUUGACCCGUCGGGAAUAACUACGCAUUCCGCUGGCAGUUCAGCUCAUGCACGCGCCUGAGUCCUCAGUUUAUGCGGAUUUAGAACUUCGGUACUUCGGUCCAUCGUGCCCCCUGUUCUCCUCUGCCCUAGGUGAUUGGAGGGAAUUCCAGUGAGUGACGGGUCGGGACAGCCUGCAGUUCAUGGUUGGGUGGAGACCCUCAGAUGGGAUCAGUGUCCAGGGGGAGGUCGAGGAAGGGGGGAUGGGGAGGCACACUGGCCGCUGACGGGAUGUCCGUCUGGGCACGGCUUGCGGGAUUGCUCCUGCUGUUGUCACUAGUGACGGCAUCCGUGGCUCGGCCGCCCAUCGUGACUGGUGGAGUGGAGGAGGCAGCACUUCCUGAAGAGCCUCCGAACAAAUGCCAAAGCGCUAAGCCUGCCGUGUGCUCCGUGCACCCGGGGGACCUUCUGAAGCUCAGCUGCCCACUGCCCAAGGCGGCCGCGAUCGUCUGGACCAAAGACGGCUCGUCACUCGGCCCAGACAACCGCACACUCAUAGAACGGGAGUGGCUGCACAUCCGCGAUGCCACGCCCAGGGACUCGGGCAUGUACGCUUGCAGCGCCGCCGGCUCUAAGGGCAGCCACGCACUUUGCUUCAUCGUUAACGUCACAGAUGCCAUCUCAUCCGGCGAUGACGAAGACGACGCAGAACGAUCGGAUGAUGUCGAGCUAGACGGCGAGCAAAUGCACUGCCCGCUGAACCAUAAUGAGGCCUUCACACUGCACCCAGCUACUGAGGCAGGCCAUAAUUGCGCACCACGCUGGGUCUCGCCAGAGAAGAUGGAGAAGAAGCUGCACGCCGUGCCAGCGGCCAACACGGUGAAGUUUCGCUGUGCCGCCGAUGGCAAGCCCACGCCUAUGCUACAUUGGCUGAAGAACGGACGGCCCUUCAGGCAGGAAGACCGCAUGGGCGGCUACAAGGUCCGACUCCAGCACUGGACUCUGAUUAUGGAGAGUGUGGUUCCCUCUGAUAAAGGCAACUACACCUGUGUGGUGGAGAACAAGUAUGGCUCAAUCAACCACACAUACACCCUGGAUGUAGUUGAACGUUCUCCUCACCGGCCAAUUCUCCAGGCAGGCCUGCCAGCCAAUGCCACUGUGCACGUGGGGGAGGACGCUCGGUUCGUGUGUAAGGUGUACAGCGACGCCCAGCCUCACAUCCAGUGGCUUCAUCACAUCACCAAGAACGGCAGCCGUUAUGGCCCUGACGGUCUCCCUUACGUCCGUGUGCUAAAGACGGCAGGUGUGAAUACCACGGACAAAGAGAUCGAGGUCCUCUACCUGCCCAACGUCACUUUCAACGACGCGGGCGAGUAUACGUGCUUGGCGGGUAACUCUAUUGGGAUCUCCUAUCACUCUGCUUGGUUGACGGUUCUUUCAGCUGAGUCAGGCGUCAUGGAGCCAGACUUCCCACCCGACUAUGUGGAGAUCGCCAUCUACUGCAUAGGUGUCUUCCUCAUUGCCUGCAUGGUAGUGAUCGUGGUCGUGUGCCGGAUGAGGACCUCCACGAAGAAACCAGACUUCGGAGCGCAGCCCGCUGUGCAUAAACUCACCAAGCAAAUCCCUCUGCGCCGCCAGGUAACAGUGUCGGCUGACUCUAGCUCCUCCAUGAGCUCUAGCACACCGCUCGUCCGAAUCACCACCCGCCGGAGCUCAGACCACGACCAGGUCAUCCCUGAGUACGACCUGCCCGAGGACCCACGGUGGGAAUUCUCCAGGGACAAGCUGACCCUGGGAAAGCCCCUAGGGGAGGGCUGCUUUGGGCAGGUAGUGAUGGCCGAGGCACUGGGCAUCGAUAAGGACAAACCCAAGGAGGCCGUAACCGUGGCGGUCAAGAUGCUGAAGGAUGAUGCCACAGAGAAAGAUCUGUCUGACCUGGUGUCAGAGAUGGAGAUGAUGAAGAUGAUCGGCCGGCACAAGAACAUCAUCAACUUGCUGGGGGCGUGCACACAGGACGGUCCUUUAUAUGUCAUAGUGGAGUACGCUUCCAAGGGCAACCUGCGCGAGUACUUGCGGGCGCGCCGGCCUCCAGGGAUGGAGUACUCGUUUGAUAUCGCCCGUGUAGCUGACGAGCCUCUCACCUUCAAAGACCUGGUGUCCUGCACUUACCAGGUGGCCCGCGGCAUGGAGUAUUUAGCCUCUCAAAAGUGUAUACACAGAGAUUUGGCUGCCAGAAACGUGUUGGUCACCGAGAACAACGUGAUGAAGAUCGCAGACUUCGGCUUGGCCAGGGAUGUCCACAACAUCGAUUACUAUAAAAAGACGACCAAUGGUCGUUUGCCGGUGAAGUGGAUGGCCCCCGAGGCACUGUUUGACCGCGUGUACACACACCAGAGCGAUGUGUGGUCCUUCGGUGUGCUCAUGUGGGAGAUCUUCACGUUGGGCGGCUCACCGUACCCCGGCAUUCCCGUGGAGGAGCUGUUCAAGCUCCUAAAGGAGGGCCACCGCAUGGAUAAGCCGGCCAACUGCACUAAUGACCUGUAUAUGAUGAUGAAAGACUGUUGGCACGCCAUCUCCUCACAGAGGCCCACGUUCAAACAGCUGGUCGAGGACUUGGAUCGCAUCCUCACCCUGGCCACCCAUGAGGAGUACAUCGACCUGUGUGCACCCACGGAGCAGUAUUCGCCCUGCUUCCCAGACACGCGGAGCUCCUGCUCCUCCGGUGAUGAUUCUGUCUUCUCCCACGACCCCCUGCCAGAUGAGCCAUGCCUCCCCAAGUACCAGCACGUCAACGGAAGCCUCAAGACAUGAACACUGCCUCCUCUCACUCCCCCUUACCCACCCACCCCCCUUCCUCCCUUGCAAGCCUCCUGUGCAAGAGACACGUGACUCCUGCCACCCUGCCCCUGUCUGUCUCACUGCCUCCCUGGCUACGCUGGACAUUCGGAGCAAGGGAGGCCGGGACACCGGCUAUGCUGCUCUCUGACAGACUGGUGUGCGUGUAAGACGAUGCGCAACUUGUGCGUCUGAAGUGCACGUGCAAUCAAAAAAACAUGACUAAGCUCUUAACAAGAGGAUGAGGACCCAACAGUAGUGUUCUCUUUUUUCUUGACUGAAUGAUUAGUUAGUUCUGAGGGUCCACAUUGUGUGUUUGUUUUGAGGUUUUUUUACCCCUUUUGUUUUGUGUUUUUGUUGGAGUUUUCUGACAUCAUUCCAUUCCAUUGCUUGGCAUUCCAGGACUCUUCGUUCCCAACAAAAAUGGAGGACACAAUAAAAUGGGAGAGAGACUAAAUGGACAAAAAGGAGAAAAAUAGGAAACGUGUUCAAAAGGAAACGUUCCACUAACAAAGGACUAGGAAAAAAGUUUGUAAGAUUUUCAUGUUCCAUUUUAUGUUGAUAACAUAGUUAUCAAAUAAAAGCCCAUGCAGUUAUUCGAAUGGGAAAAAUGUAAUACACAGUAUAUAUUGCUGGGUAUAUUUGUAAAUAUAUUCAAAUAUGUAAAAAAUAUAUAUAUUAUAUAUUUACAGUGAAUUAUUUUUUGUAUUGACUUCAGAAAUAUUCCUUCCCUUUCUUCAACCCUCCC